Molecule: messenger RNA, 606 nt
Organism: Erpetoichthys calabaricus (reedfish)
Lineage: Eukaryota; Metazoa; Chordata; Cladistia; Polypteriformes; Polypteridae
Product: gastrin/cholecystokinin-like peptide
Exons: 3
Coding region: 64-423 (119 amino acids)
Cellular component (GO): extracellular region
Molecular function (GO): hormone activity
Source: RefSeq, a predicted model, not a curated record
AACCAGCUGGGCUCACAUGUGGAGACGGAGGGCUCUCCUUUUGCUGUAAUUCUGACUUCAAGAAUGAUCAGCAGCAAGGUGUACGCAUGUGCGCUGCUCGGCGUGUGCGCGCUUGUCGCCAUUUGUGCAGCGCGCCCCCGGGAGGAAUCGCUGAGUGCAGUUGGCAAGGCUGUGGCACAUAGGACUGGCGGGAAGGACCGGGGGCUGCCAGCGCGUAUCGUCCGGAGGGACUGGAUGGACUCCCUAACUGAAGAGGAGCGACAGUACAUGUCCAAAUACAUCCCGCAAAUGCUUGCAGAGCUCUCCAACAGUGAGGGGUACAAUCAUGUUAUGAACUCUGUCCACCCUAUCAUUGAUCGUGACUACAACGGUUGGAUGGACUUUGGUCGUCGCAGCACAGGUGAUGGAGAGCAGGACUCCUGAGCAAGACAUCUGAUCACCCCUCAAAAUGGCACUAAGAGAAGGAUGAUGUGGGAAUCAAAGUCCUGUUCCAAAGCCCUAAGUGUGAUACUAGAAUGAGCCUCCAACCAACCUGCAAUAUACACUAUACACACUUCUGUUUCACUGAUGUAUUCAAAUAAACAUGACUUUACAUUCUGUACUUCA